AUGUCCCGCGUUGCUGGCAUCGUGUGCGCUGUCUCCCUGGCCCUCUAUGGUGCCAGCUGCUUCAUCGUGCCUACCACUCUGCCCAAGGGCGCGCCUCAGACGGAGUCGGGUGCUGUGGUGGGACAGCCAAGCGCCAUCAACGGCACCCCCGAGUCAACCUCCUGGAGCCCGCUUGCUGUCGGUGCAGCCCUGGGUCUCUUGAUCGCCGUGGCCACUGGCCGACCUGCUCUCGCCGCGGACCUGGAGAACGGUGAGGCCAUCUUCAACGGCAACUGCACUGCCUGCCACGCCGGCGGAAAUAACUCCAUUGUGGCUGAAAAGAAGCUCAAGAAGGAAGCUCUGGUCCAGUACGGCAAGUACGACGUCCAGGCCAUCAUCACCCAGGUGACCAACGGCAACGGUGCCAUGCCUGCUUUCGGCGAGAAGCUGGGACCCGAUGACAUCGAGGAUGUGGCCAACUACGUCUACAGCAAGGCUGACAAGUGGCGACAGUUCGGCUGUAGCAAGGUUGCCAGAGGUUGCCAGCGAGGAUCCGUCUGCGCAAGAGCUUCCUUCAUGUUUCUAUUGUCUGGUAUGCUUGAGAACACAUGCUUGUUGGCAGGCGUUUGGCUGUUGCUAGGGACGGUUUGUAGCCUCAAUCUCAGCACUAAAACCAUGUCCCGCGUUGCUGGCAUCGUGUGCGCUGUCUCCCUGGCCCUCUACAGUGCCAGCUGCUUCAUCGUGCCUACCACUCUGCCCAAGGGCGCACCUCAGACCGAGUCGGGUGCUGUGGUGGGACAGCCAAGCGCCAUCGACGGCACCCCCGAGUCAGCUUCCUGGAGCCCGCUUGCUGUCGGUGCAGCCCUGGGUCUCUUGAUCGCCGUGGCCACUGGCCGACCUGCUCUCGCCGCGGACCUGGAGAACGGUGAGGCCAUCUUCAACGGCAACUGCACUGCCUGCCACGCCGGCGGAAAUAACUCCAUUGUGGCCGAAAAGAAGCUCAAGAAGGAAGCUCUUGUCCAGUACGGCAAGUACGACGUCCAGGCCAUCAUCACCCAGGUGACCAACGGCAACGGUGCCAUGCCUGCUUUCGGCGAGAAGCUGGGACCCGAUGACAUCGAGGAUGUGGCCAACUACGUCUACAACAAGGCUGACAAGUGGUGA
Messenger RNA from Symbiodinium sp. CCMP2592, 1143 nucleotides. Lineage: Eukaryota; Dinophyceae; Suessiales; Symbiodiniaceae. The record is from the annotation of a GenBank genome assembly.